This is a messenger RNA of Aureobasidium pullulans EXF-150, 5739 nucleotides long. RefSeq names its product WSC-domain-containing protein. The record is from RefSeq and is a predicted model, not a curated record. The transcript has 2 exons. Bases 1 to 5739 code for a protein of 1912 amino acids. Lineage: Eukaryota; Fungi; Ascomycota; Dothideomycetes; Dothideales; Saccotheciaceae.
AUGAUCAAUCAUUUUAGGACAUUCUUUACAUUGCUCCUAGCAUUCUUGUUUGCUCGUCAUGUCGACUCUUUGGGAGACACCGACACCAUCACAUGGGGUGGUGACAACGGCCGCUCCGGCUACCAGACAAACCACAAUAUGGAUCCUUCUGUUGUCGCUGGAGCAUCCUUCGGUCAGCUGUGGAGAGCAGCACUACCCGGCAACUUCAAUGGUAUUGGUCCUGAGCAGAUUUUCUCUCAGCCUCUGGUUUACACUGGUGAUGACGGCAUUCAAUAUGUCUACAUUGCCACGACGCAGAAUAACUUGUACAAGAUCAACGCAAAGACCGGAGCUAUCGUGAAGAGCCGCAACAUGCAUGUCCCAUUCUUGACUGCUGAUCUUGAUGGAUGUGUUGACAUCAACCCUUCGGUUGGUGUCACUGCUACUGGAGUCAUCGAUCCUUCGACUGGCAUCUGGUACUUGACCUCCAAGACAUACUCCGAUCAAUUCCAGGAUGGCGCUUUCACAGUCAAGAGUCCUCCGGGUCGUCUCAAUGGUCGCUACUAUUUCCACGCCAUCAACACAGCAGAUCUUUCGGAGGCCAGUGGCUUCCCGAAAAUGAUUGAUGGCCUCCAGUUUAGGAACAACCCUAAUCGCAUGUUCCAGGGAGGCAACACUCACGCUCGUCCUGGUAUGCUUCAGGUUGGUGACUACAUUUACACUGGUUGGGCUUCCCACUGUGUUCAGUACAACUUCACUGGUGCUCUCAUCGGGUUCCACCGCACCACUGGUGCAGUCGUGGAAGCAUUCGCCAUGGAAGGUGGCCCUGAGGCGAACACAGUCAAAGGCGCUGGUGUCUGGAUGAGUGGUGGUGGCCUUUCAUAUGACAAGGGCAGCAUUUUCAUCGCCAGCGGUAACGGUUAUGCUUCGCAGCUCAAGUCUACAGGUGAUGCUCUACCUGGUCGCCAGCCUCCCACUGCUUUGGAAGAGGCAGCUGUCAACUUCGUCGUUGGAGGCGAUGGUAGUUUGACCCCUGUCGACUUCUUCAUGCCUUGGGAGAAAACUCAACUUGAUGGUGCCGACAAGGAUCUUGGAACCACUCCUCUUGAGAUUCUGCCCAGCAACGUCUUUAGCUGUGCAAACGUCAAGCGAAUGGGUGUCGUUACCGGCAAGUCUGGAAAGACGUACUGGCUCAAUCUUGAUAACCUUGGAGGUUAUCAGAUGGGACCGAACAGACUGGAUGCCGCUGUUCAGGUCUAUCAAAACGAGAACUCUGUCUACGCUGGAGCCGGUGUCAUGCCACUUGGUGGCGGUUACGUCUACAUCAACGUCAUUCAGUAUCAGACGCAUGUCUUCAAAUUCAGCUGCUCUGCCGGUGGAGAUCCUCAGUUCACUCUAGUCUCAAACACUCCGGAGAAGAACGCAUAUAUUCUAGGAGUUGGCCACGGCACUACCACCUCCCUGAACGGACAGGAGGGCACUGGUCUGCUCUGGACUACCGACGUUGAAGGCUACAACUUACGUAUCUAUGACGCUAUACCCCCUGCCGACGGUGGUAACUUGAAGCUCCUGAGGGCCUUCAAUAUUCCCGGUGUUACCAAAUUCUCUCGCCCCGUUUUUGGAAAUGGUAUCGCCUAUGUCGGUACUACUCAGGGGUACCUGUACGCGUUUGGUUCGCCAGUCAACUUGCCCCUGAACUGUUCCUCACCGUAUGAGUUCCCCAACACUGCAAUCGGCAAUGUCUCGGCACCCCUCUCCAUCACCUGCAAGGCUCUCAUUGAUCUAACUGUGACUGGAGUCGGUUUGACCGGCAACCCUAACUUCAAGGUGGGGGCAGUGAACACACCUUUGGCAUUGACCGCAGGUCAGACCUUCAGUGUGAGCGCCACCUUUGCGCCCAACACAGUCGGUUUGCUAUCUAGCGAUAUCCUAGUCAACACUACCAACAAUGUCGCUAAGUACUCAGGAUCGACUCCCAUCACCCUGAAGGGUACCUCGAAUUCGGCUAAGCCUCUGCUGGCAAUCGCACCCAAUACCGUUUCCUUCAAUAUUGUUGCAGGGCAGCAAGCUGAUGGCGUUACCCAGUCUUCUCUCAUCAGUAACAGGGGCGACAAGCUUUUGACCGUGCAGAGCAUCCAGUACUCAACGACCAGCGAAAGCGGCCCUUGGGUGACUCCCAACAUUACAACCGAUGGUGCUGUUCAGGUCGGAUACUUUACCUUCUUCAACAUGCCUGCCACCAUUGAAGGCAAAACGGUAUCCACUGUCAACAUCAACUACAACCCCACAGCUCCUGGCAACCAUGCCGUAUACGUCAAGUUCACGACUGACGGCGGUAACGGCUUGCUCGACGUAUUGGGUGUUGCUGGCACCAACCCUGCUGCUCUCAUUGAAUUUCAAACUCCGGACGGCUCCGGCUGGGUAACAUACCAAUCCGGCGUGCCAUUCUCUUUCGGAAAUGUUACCGAAAACCAGACAAGAAACCUGAAGAUGCGCAUCACCAAUAACGGUACUGGUUCAGCAGUGCCCUUGUCACUUACCGUUUCGAAGCCUCCUUAUGGUGUCUCCGGCCUAAUUGGUGCUGUGAACAACGUCGAUCUGGCCGAGGGUACUCUUCUCCAGGCAAAUCAGAGCCAGACUGCUACACUAUACUGCUCAGUGCCAAGAUCGCAAGUCAACAUGGCAGACUACAAUGGCACUGCUGUCUGGACACUCAACACCGGAGACCCCAACAUGGGCAAGCAGACUAUCCAAUUCACUUGCAACGCAGUCUCUGAGCAGGUUGGACCGCUUCUUGGCAAUGGUGUUGCUCAAUACAAGUACACUGGCUGCUUCAGAGAAAACAACCCUGGCCGACAACUUUCUACCAACCCCCUGAGCGGUAACGACAUGACCAAUGAGAAGUGUAUCAAUAAGUGCUCCUCUCUCGGAUAUCGUUUCGCGGGGACCCAGUAUCUCACCCAGUGCUGGUGCGGAAAAGCAUUGCCUCUUCUCAAGGACAAUGAGAAUGACUGCAACUACAACUGCGCCGGAAACGAAAACCAAACUUGCGGUGGCAAUGGUUACUUCCACAACCAGUCUCAGAUCUCUCUGUUUGCUGAUUCUACUCGUUUCGAUGGCAAUGUGACAACUCAGACUCUGCAGAUUGUGCCCUCUUACAAAAACUACAACUACGCCGGUUGUUGGGCCGAGAGUGGUGGAAAGACCUUGACCGCUGCAACCACGAGCUCUGAUUCUAUGACCAUUGAGAUGUGCGGAGACUUCUGCAUAGCCAAGGGAGCCAGCUUCUUUGGUGUGUCUUACGCUGCCGAGUGCUACUGUGGGUCAAAAAUUGCUGCAACCUCUAAACUCACCCUCGACAGCAAGUGUUCUAUGACUUGCAAGGGAUCCAACAGCCAGUACUGCGGAGCCGGAAACCUCAUUACACUGUACAGUAACACUACGAACAGCGUGUCAUCAAGCUCGAGUAUUGUUAGCUCAACGACAUCCUUGGUGUCAAGCUCCAGCGUCAGUAGCUCUUUGAUCUCUUCGGACUCUUCUUCCAGCAUCAGCAGCUCUACGAUCUCCUCGGCAUCUUCAUCGGGUGCCACUAGCUCGGGACUCACAUCAGUGUCAUCCUCCUCGAGUGUCACUAGCUCGGGAGUUGCAUCGACAUCAUCCUUGAGUGUCAGCGGUUCUGAUGUCUCCUCAUCGUCUUCGACUAUUGUCAGCUCGCCGACAUCCUCGGUUUCAUCUUCGAGCAUCUCCUCUAUUGUAUCAACGACAAGUACUAGUACUUUGGCCUCAGCUACACCAACCGGGCCUGUCGCCAAACAGACCGUUAGAUCUUAUGUCUACCAAGGCUGCUACACUGAGAUCGGCGGCCGUGCCCUCAAUGUUAAGUCGUUCUCUAACAGCUCGAAUAGCUUGGAGUUCUGUGCCACAUUCUGCACAGGUUUUACGUUCUUUGCAACCGAGUAUGCAAGCGAAUGUUACUGCGGAAACACCUUGGCUCCCGCUUCUGUACCUGCUACUGACGGCCGCUGCAACAUGAUUUGUUCCGCAGACAAGUAUGAAUUUUGCGGAGGUCCUAAUGGAUUGAGUCUAUACAAGCUCGGGCCUGUUGUGGUCUCAUCGAGCUCCGCAAGUAGUUCCAUCCAGUCUUCGUCGAUCAGCAGUUCCAGUGUUAUUUCGACAUCAUCGGCCUCUGUUAGCUUGUCGUCCUCGUCAGCCAGCAGCUCUAGCGCUCUCUCUGCGUCAUCGGUCUCCGCUGGCUCCUCUUUGAGCAGCAGCAGCAGCAUUUCUUCGUCGAGCGUCGCUACUUCUUCAUUGAGUAGCAGCAGCACUAUUUCCUCGUCGAUCAGCAGCGACGCCUCAUCAUCAACUACCAGCGCUGUUUCAUCUUCCUCGACCAGCAACACUAUCUCCUCGUCUUCGAGCAGUGCAGCGCCAUCUUCGUCAAGUAUUGUCCUGUCUUCCUUGACUAGCUCGAUUUCUUCAUCGAUUACCAGCGAUACUCCCUCUUCUUCGAGCGCGGUUGCAUUAUCCUCGUCGAGCAGCAUUCUUUCGUCGUUGUCUUCGUCUACAAGCAGCGUCGUGUCAUCUUCCUCUACUACGAGUGACGUCUCCUCAUCGUCGAGCAGCAUCAUUUCUUCGUCUUCGGGCAGUGUUGUCUCAUCUCCAUCGAGUAGCACAGCCUCUUCUUCGUCGAGCGGUACCACGUACUCAUUGUCUUCGUCGAGCAGUGUCGUCUCUUCGUCCAUUAGCAGUGAUGCUAGCUCGUCAUCCAGCGGCACGAUUUCUUCGUCCUCAAGCAGUGUCGCGCCUUCCUCAUCUAGCAGCAUUGUUUCUUCUGGCUCGACAUCAGAGUCUGCAACAGUAAGCUCUUCCUCCGCCAGCUCGACCUCAGCAAGCUCUACAUCUGCCAGCUCUACAUCUGCAAGCUCUACAUCCGCAAGCUCUACUUCAGCAGGCUCUACUUCGGCAACUUCGACUUCAAGCUCGGCGAUUAGCUCAUCAAGUUCCGUGGCAAGUGCAACUACUAGCUCCUCGUCCUCGUCAAGCUCGGUGGCAAGUUCAUCCUUGACUUCAGUGAUAUCUUCAUCUAGUACCGCUGCUAGUUCUACGUCAAGCUCAGCUACUCCGACAGGUCCUAGAGUGAUCCCCACAGUCUCAAGCUAUGUUGCUCAAGGCUGUUACAGCGAAGCAACCAGCGGACGUGCCCUUGCAGCCACUUCAUUCACAAACAGCACCGGUAUGACUCCCGCCAUGUGUGCUGCCUUCUGCACAAAAUAUGCUAUGUUUGGAGUCGAAUACGGUGUAGAGUGCUACUGUGGUCCUUACCUUCGCCCAGGAAGUGUUAAUGUCACCGACAGUGCUUGUAACAUGCCCUGCCCUGGAGACAAGCUCGCUUUGUGCGGAGCUGGCAACAGAUUGAACGUCUACUACAGCAACGACACCUCCAAGGCUUCCACUGAUCCUCGCAACCUUGACACAGUCGGCAACUACAAGUUCUACAACUGUGUCAAGGACAGCCCUCGUGUUUUGAACACUGUCUCCUUUAACAACAACAUGACUGUUGAAAACUGUCAGAAGCUUGCUGAGGCCGGCAGCUAUCAAUUCUUCGGAGUCGAGUAUGCCCGUGAGUGUUAUCUGGGCAACACCAUGACUAGUGGCACGCAGAAUGCCACGAUGACCGACUGUAACAUGGCUUGUGCUGGCAACCCUGGCCAGCUCUGUGGAGGUGGUACUAGGCUCUCUCUUUACAAGAAAAGCACUUGA